AUGUAUUCACACAGCCGACGAACAAGCGAAGUCGUGGUAGCACGCAGCAAGCGAACGGGCGAGAAGUAUCCUGUUCGAACUUCUCAUCUUUCAGCACAGCGAGGUCCAUAUCUUCACUAUAUAGACAGUAGUCGUUUGCAAGCGUGCCGAUGUCUUCAAGUGCAGGAUCACAAGAAGCCACAGUCAAUAGGCGAUGUCGACAAACAUCUAGCUAUUGCCAUCAUUCGAUACAUGGACAAGUUCGAUCUCGAGUCGUGUUUGCAACAAGACUUCUACAGCUUUCAGCAGCAACAGAAGAUUCAAUGGGCUCUUCGAAGUGUCCACGCUGAGCGUUUCCACUACCUGGGCAAAGACAAAGACGUCGUGUGUCGAUGCAACGAGCCCGACCAUCUGUCUUAUCGGCGGGUCCGCAAUGCAGAAAUCCAGGAGCUGUGCGCUGAGUUCUUUCUUCUUGAAUCGACGCAGACUACAUGCAAACAAGAACAAUGGCGAGAGAUGACAGGGUCGACUCCAACACUUCCAAUACAGCCGUUGGCGUCGCUAGCGGCCAACAUCCAGCCUAGUAGUAGACCUCCAGCAUCGGGAAGCAACGCCUUUGGGUACGAUUCUCCCUCAAUGGCCGACUUAUUGAAAAAACGAGCGACUCGAUCUCCCGAAUCCCGCAAACAUCGUUCACGACUACGUUCGGACCCGAAAUCUAGACCGUCCUCAUCUGACCAAGAGAACAUGGAGCACCUAAGCAAUGGACCGAACGGUGAGGCUGAUGUACCAGAGGAUGUUUGGCGGGUAAGUCGCCCAUCUGUGUACUUCGGACAACACGAAUUCGAGUCCAAUGUGAGUACCCCCAUUGGCUCCUCGGCUACUACAGCACGACAUGAUAGUCACCAGGAGCGUACGCCACGACGACGCCGACCAUCUACUUUGGAGCUUGGUGCAGAGGCGCCAGGACUAAGUCAGUAUGCUGCUCACGGACGAGGCACUGCAGAGUUUGAUGGUCCCAUCGCGUAUGCCAGCUCCAGUAUCUACUCUGGGAAUGCGGAAUCUGGUGUUGGAGGCCUGGAAGUCAGCCCUAACCAAACUGAACAAUCUUCACCAGCAAGCUCGACAGACUUUCCCCCGCAUGUGGCAGAACUCCCUUCUCUCGAACGAGCCGCUGAGCUAGAUGCAGUCUUUUUUCACUCUCCAUGUGUGCCACCCUUUUCACCAGAUUUUCCCGAGCUAGAAGGUGGCGCUUUCGAGCAUGUUGCCGAGCUGACUGGUCGGAGCUCCAAGGUGCUACCAAAGACGUCAAAGGUGAAAACCUCGUCUCGUCGACUCUCACGCCUCGUCAAGCUACCGUCAUCAGAAUGCUUGCCUUGCCAGGAAGACUUCUUCCUCAAGCGGGUAGAAUUCUGCUCCCGCAACCGCCCAGCACCCCUCGGCAACUGCUCUCUCUGCCACAACUCCCUCGACGUAGCAAACAAACACACGAUCCGUCUUCCUUGCGCCCACUACGUGCACCAAGAGUGUCUGGUGUCUGAAUUCCGCGUGUCUGACCUGGAGUUCGGCAACUGCCCUUCUUGUGGAAUGGCGCUGUGCGAGCGCACACUGCACGAUCGCAUCGACACCGACCGAGAAGCCAUCUUCGGGCAGUCGUUCACCAAUCUGCGGGCUGAAGAGCGCAUCGACUUGGCGCAGCGCGGUGAGACCGUCGUCUGCUGGUCAGAAGAGGAAGUCGCUGCGACUCAACUACGCUUGCUUAAGGAUUACGUCGACAGCCAUGCCGACGAACUGCACCGCCAGUGGCUGGAAACUGGCGUCGAGCCGGACUGGCACGGUGCAGUCGUGAUACCUGUGGUGCAGCUGUUCAAGGGCUGGAACGUGCCAGCGCGGAAGUGUAGGUACUUCGCCGAUCGCGACGCGUUUUACAAGCUGGUCGUGUGGGCCGAGCUGGUCCGUCUGAUGAACACGAUUCGUGACAGGGCGAAGCGCUUGCAAGGUGAGGUUGUGGCGUUCCCGCAGCUUAAUGAGUUGCAUCGGAAGUUCAUGUUGGCGAAAGACCGAUAUGAGACUGAGAAGAAGACGUGGCAGACAAAUCGCUCGGGCGUCUUGGAGUGCGAGAAGAUCGCGCAGGACGCGUUUAGCAUGGCUGUGAGCACUCACCUCGAAAGCGGGUCUAAGAAGCUCCACACAUGA
This is a messenger RNA of Boeremia exigua, 2175 nucleotides long. RefSeq lists its product as uncharacterized. The record is from RefSeq and is a predicted model, not a curated record. Lineage: Eukaryota; Fungi; Ascomycota; Dothideomycetes; Pleosporales; Didymellaceae. The coding region runs from base 1 to 2175 and encodes 724 amino acids. The transcript has a single exon.